This is a messenger RNA of Meleagris gallopavo (turkey), 1313 nucleotides long. The record is from RefSeq and is a predicted model, not a curated record. NCBI's taxonomy places the organism in Eukaryota, Metazoa, Chordata, Aves, Galliformes, Phasianidae.
GCGGGGCGGGCGGAACGUCCCGCGCUUUUCGCGCCUUCGGAGCGGCGCGCGCGUCCCAUCGCUCACCUUCCCACCCUCUUGGCCUUGUGCCGGCCGUUACCCCACCCCCCCGAUCCCUCCGUGAGGCGAUGCGCAGGAGCCUGGCCCCCAGUCAGCUGGCCAAGAGGAAGGCGGGCGGCGAGGAGGAGGACAGCGAGUGGCGGCCGCCGGCGACUCAGAAGAGGCAGAAGGCCGGCAGUGAGGCGGAGAGCGGGGACUGCUACAGAUCGCCGUUCCGGAAGCCAUUGACCCAACUGACCAACAGGCCUCUUUGCCUGGACAGCAGCCAGCAUGAGGCUUUUAUCCGCAGCAUUUUGUCCAAACCCUUCAAAGUCCCCAUUCCAAAUUAUAAAGGGCCAACAGGCUUGCGGGCUCUGGGUAUUAAACGGGCAGGGCUGAGGAGUCCUCUCCACGAUCCUUUUGAGGAAGGAGCUCUGGUUCUGUACGAGCCCCCGCUGCUGAGUGCUCAUGAGCAGCUGAAAAUAGACAAGGAUAAAGUGCCUGUCCAUGUUGUGGUGGAUCCUGUCCUCAGUCGUGUUUUACGGCCUCAUCAGAGAGAAGGAGUGAAAUUCCUCUGGGACUGCGUGACGAGCCGGCGUAUUCCUGGGAGUCAUGGCUGUAUCAUGGCAGAUGAGAUGGGGCUGGGCAAAACCCUGCAGUGCAUCACUCUGAUGUGGACACUUCUCCGGCAGAGUCCAGACUGCAAGCCUGAAAUUGAGAAAGCCAUGGUGGUGUCUCCCUCCAGCCUGGUGAGAAACUGGUACAACGAAGUAGAGAAAUGGCUGGGGGGAAGGAUUCAGCCACUGGCCAUUGAUGGAGGCUCCAAAGAAGAGAUUGACCGAAAACUAGUUGGCUUUAUGAACCAACGCGGCCUGCGAGUGCCUUCACCUAUCCUGAUCAUCUCCUAUGAGACCUUCCGCCUUCAUGCUGAGGCACUACAAAAGGGCACUGUUGGCCUGGUCAUAUGUGAUGAGGGACAUAGACUGAAGAACUCUGAAAACCAAACAUACCAAGCUCUCAACAGCUUAAAUACACCUCGAAGAGUCCUUAUCUCGGGUACUCCCAUCCAGAAUGACUUGCUUGAAUAUUUCAGCCUGGUGCAUUUCGUUAAUUCUGGCAUCCUAGGGACUGCACAGGAAUUUAAAAGACAUUUUGAAUUGCCUAUCUUGAAAGGCAGAGAUGCAGACGCGAGUGAAGCUGAACGACAGAAAGGAGAAGAGAGGCUCAAAGAGCUGAUCAGCAUUGUGAACAGGUGAACUUCAUCCCUCUUCUCU